GAGAUUAACCGAGGGCUUAAUCACAGCAGCUAUGCCGACGUCGAAGUGUUGAGCCUGAAGCUCAAGGGUCAUGAUGAGGUGCUCCAUGCGCUCCCUUUGGAGGGUCAGUUUGCUUCUCUGUCUGGGUCAACUUUUGAACUGUGCAGAGGCCCAAGUGCACACCGAAGUACAAGCUGGGCCUCUGUAUCGUGUGCUGGGCGCUCCGCUCUACAUCUCCUGCAAUGUGAGCGGCUUCAGAAGCGAAAACACUGACAAACAUUUUGAAAUCCGUAUGAAGAGGCCUUCCAAACCAGACUUUGAGAUCCAAAUCAUCAGUUCCAGUGAUCCAGGUUUUGGGUAUUCUUCUCACCAAAGUCGUGUAAGAAAAAAUGAAAUUGCUCUGAAACGUCUCUCACCAAACUCAGUCCGCUUCGAGAUACAAAGCCUGCGGGAAAGCGAUGAAGGGGAAUAUGAAUGUACUGUAAUCAACUCAGAAAGUGGUUAUCAUGGAACCUAUACUGCUAAUACAGUUGUCAAAGUGAUUGAAGACUCCCUGAGUAUCUCAUCACCUACUUCCACAUCACAGAGCUUUAAUGAGGGUGAAGCUCUCUCUUUAACAUGCCUGGCCUCUAGCAGCACCAGCCAACACACCCAUCUGUCUCUUACCUGGUUUCUCCGUAAAGAUGGGCAGGACAGUGCUCAGCCCAUCAUUUCUCUGGACAGAGAUUUUACACUGAGCCCAGGUCAGGGGUUUGAGGGGCGUUACCAAGCACGUCUCAUACGCCUAGAUAAGCUGGGAGAGGCCGAAUACAGUUUAGAGAUUACUGAACUUGAGCCAUCAGACCAAGGUAAGAUCUACUGCCGGGCUCAGGAGUGGAUCCAAGAUCCUGAUGGCUCCUGGUACAUCAUCACAGAGAAGAGUGUUGAGGAAAUGACCUUGACAGUCAAAGCCACAGAGGUGGUAGAGCCAUCGUCGCCGUCUCUGGCAGUGGGAAUCUCAGCACAGCCAGCAACGCUGCAGGAGGGGCAGGAGCUGUUGCUGUCCUGUAACAUAAACACACAAGACGUGGAGAAAAGGUUCUUCUCUGUAGCAUGGCUCAAGGGAACUGUUGAGUUGGCCCGCAUUGGUCCCACAGGUGUUCUCAGUGUGGCACCGAAGUACAGUGGCCGAGAGAAAAAUGGAGAGCUCAGAGCCACCCGCACUGGGAACAAAGAUUACCAUCUCAUCUUAAAGCCUGUGAGAACUGAGGAUCAGGGGGAGUAUAUCUGUAGAGUGUCACUUCAGGACAGAGGCCAAGAUGAUGCCUUUAUCCAGGGAGAAGCCAGGGACUCCAGCCCACAGCUGGUCAGCAUCUCAGCCACAGAAAAUAGGCUGUCAGUCAAAAUGCAGCAGGCUGUAAAUGUCAAUGAAGGAGGCGGGCUACAGCUGGCCUGUAAAGUGGAUGGGGUUCAAGGUCAGCUCUCUGUCACCUGGAAACGCAAAUUAACAACAAGGACCUCGUUCACCGAUGUCAUCAGUCUAACUCAGGAUGGUGUUACGCAGAAAGCGGAGGCCUUCGUGAGUCGCAAAGUGAGGGCAAUGCGUCCAGCAGCUGACAGCUUCACCUUGGAGCUUGAUGAUGUCACACUGUCUGAUUCAGGAGUGUACCAGUGUGUUGUGUCUGAGUGGAAACCCAACAGCAAGACUCACAGGCAGUCACAAACUGCCACUGUGACAGUGAUUCCUAUAGACCAGCUGAUGGGAGUGUCUCUCAUGAGUCGUAAGAAUUUGGUGACUGUUGGAGAAAAUGUGGAAUUGAUGUGCCGCGUCAAAGGCCCACACAUGCCACUAACACUGACUUGGAGCGUGCAACAUAAUGUAUCAGCACCAGACACCAUCCUGACUCUUCACCCCGAUGGUACCAUCCACUGGUCCGCAGACCAGAACCACUACCAGCUACGAGUAGAAAGCAGAGAGAAAGAAGUCGUUUACUAUCUGAUAAUCUUUGGUGCCAGCCAUAGCGAAGCAGGAAACUAUCAGUGUAAUGUGUCUAUCUUCCUGGAGAAUGAGCACAAGGAGGUGCCUGCAUCCAAUCCGCUAACUGUGAUGGUAAAGAACCGAGAGAGCAGUCUUGUUGUGUCAUCCAGCCCUGAACUGACACAAAACAUCAACACUGACAUAACAGUGAGGUGUUCCAUUGUGAAAGAAACCUCUGCAUCUUCACUCUAUUCUAUCACCUGGCUGCUCCAGCGAAAGGCAGAAAAUGAGAUCCUUGUAAGCUCGGACCGGAAUUCCCUGGUAACAUUCGGGCCUCGGAUGGGCCAGAGUCAGACACGAAUUAGCAUGAGGCGCAGCAACGGACCUGCUUUUGAACUGACUAUUCGGCAAGCUAAAAUCACAGACAAAGGCUUGUAUAUAUGCAAAGUGGCGGAGUGGCUUCAAGAUCCUCGUGGUAAAUGGUAUCAGCUCUCAGCAGUGUCCAAAAGCACAAUGCUAACAGUUACUGAGCCUGCCAACAACCUUCAUUUAGAUGAGAAAGAGCAAGAGCUGAGUGCCAGAGAAGGAGAGGAAGUUGAGCUCAACUGUAACAUUACCUCAGGUGCUUCUGGUUCUUCAAUUUUCUAUAGGGUCCUUUGGCACUAUGCUACACAGAGUUCUUCCUUGAAGAAUGCCUCACUGGUUGAGCUUGAUCACACCGGCCGGGUGAGUUACCCAGAGAACCAAGAGGUCAGAGGUCUGCAGGUGCGGCUACGUCUCUCCAGACCCACUCAGAGAAGCUUCUACCUAAGUAUUCAGCAGGCUCAUGAAGAGGAUAGUGGGAUUUACUGGUGCCAGGUGGAGCAAUACCAGCUGGAUAAUGAAGCCCGCUGGCAGCUGAAGGCCUCAGACACUGGUGGUGCCAUCAAACUCAGUGUAAAUGUUACAGAAAACAAUCUGUCUAUUCCAAAGGCAGGAGCAGAGUUAAAUAUAACCAGAAACCAGGAUUUUACAAUCCCCUGUGACAUCAGCAAACAAUCCAGCCUUGAAUCCAAGUUCCAGGUCACAUGGUUCUGGCAGAAAGAAACAGAAACUAAACUGCGCCCUGUAUUCACAGUUUAUCGAAACUCCACCCUCCAAGACAGGUUUGGGGAGAAUGUUCACCUGAGAUUUGGCCACCCUGAUCCCAGACAAUUCAGCCUAACACUCUUGAAACCUGGUCCUGAAAAUAGUGGCCUGUAUUUCUGUGAGGUAGAGGAGUGGCUCCCUUCUUUGUCUCAUGGGUGGAGAAAAGUUGCAGUGGAAAAGUCAGGGAAUUUGACUGUCAGUGUCAUCACAGAAGGUAAUGCUAAAGCCAUCUCUGAGUGCAACUCAAGUACCUAUAUUUUUAUUUUUGUAGCUGUUCUCAUCAUCUUAGUCUUGGUCAUAUUGCUACUGAUGGUCAAGAUAUGCAGAGUUAAGGGCUCAGAAGAAAAGAAGGCUGGAUCUCUCUGGGCUGAGUCACACCCUUUAAACACCAAACCCAGUGAAGACGACUGAACGUCAGAAAUGUUGUUUACAUGUGAUGCAAUAUAUGCAAACGUUUUUAACAGUUGUACUGUACGUACUUUUUACUCAAAUUUUCCAUUUAAAACCAUUCUUGUUUCAUUUAAUCUGUUUGCAGCUUUCCAUGAAAUAACUCUUCUGGUUUACUUUCAGCAACUUUUGGCUUUAAGAACUGAUGAAAUUAAAUUGAGAAUCGCACUUCUCAGUUUACAGAUAAAACCUGCAGUCUGUGGCUUUACGUCUACAAAACUGCUCCCCCGUAGCACGUCUCAAACUAGCUAUAAGCACAAAUUGUGGUGAAUGUCUAACCAGUUCAGCAAUUACUCAAGGGGGGGAAGUGCUGUGGUUCUGCUCAGAACGCCUGCGUGGUCUGCAAAUCUGCUGAGUUGUGCAUGUGACAGACAUUUAGAUGUAGACACUGAAGACCACAUUGUUCUUAAGAAUUUUCAGGAGAUACUGGUGCAAAUGAAUUUUUUGUUUUUCUUUUUUUUGGGUAUCAUUAUACGGUUGUCUUGCUAAAGCUUGCACAAAUUGUUUGAUAACGACAGUAUUUCUCAUUUGCAUCUGAUUCAUGAUGCACGGUGUUAUAUAUGUAUGUAUCUGUGUGUGUGUGUGUGUUUGUGUACAUGACAGUCAUAAAUAUUGUUUUCAUUGCUGUAGCUUGACUCCAGUGUUUUAGAUUCAAAAUUAAACAAUAUUUCUGAAAGUCAAUAUUUAACUGAAGAUAAAACCCACCUAAACAGCUGGCCUGGACAGAUCCUUAGAUAUAGCAAACUAAAUACCUAUGGAUCAGAAACACAACCUGCACAUGAAUGGUGGACGUAUGCAUUGGUAAGCAAAGUCCUGUGUUGAAGUCUAGAGCCAUUUAAAACAUUGUAAUUCAUGGGCACUCAUCUUGUAUUUGUCCCACUGGCUGUAAGAUGAGUUUCAUUGUUUACUGAUUGUAUUCCUCUAUAAAUUUUGUUUUUCUAAACAUUAUGUACUCUGGCAGGGCUGCAGUCCAACCAUGCAGUCCAACAUUAGACCAACCAUGCAGUCCCUGCAUGGUUGGUCUAAUGUUGGUGAGAGCAUGAAGUGAUAAUAAGGUCAGCACUUUGGUAAACCAAUAUGCAAAAAUAAAAAUGUGUUGCUGUGCAAACACUCACAGACUGCGAUGUACUAUAUAUGUUUGCCCCCAAGUCCUAGUGAGAUUCUGAAAUUCUGCCAUCACUUGCCACGAAGCUGCUGUGUUUGAGUAAAAUUAAAUAUAUCGAAUCAAGAUUUUCACUUUUUUCCUCCAUCUGUCUCACACUCUAUCCUUCUUUCUCUCUUCCCCUUUCCUGACUCCACUUUUUCCUUCAUCAGCCCUAUAAAUGUUUAACACCCCAUCUGUGUAACAGACUUGAAUA
Messenger RNA from Archocentrus centrarchus (flier cichlid), 4869 nucleotides. Its product is annotated as immunoglobulin superfamily member 3-like. The transcript is spliced from 10 exons. The record is from RefSeq and is a predicted model, not a curated record. Gene Ontology annotation, cellular component: membrane. NCBI's taxonomy places the organism in Eukaryota, Metazoa, Chordata, Actinopteri, Cichliformes, Cichlidae. The coding region runs from base 71 to 3475 and encodes 1134 amino acids.